AUGUCAGUUAACAGCUGGGAGAUUUUGCAUUCUUCAUCAAGCAUCCCACAAAUUACGACAUUAUCUACGAUAUCUAGUUCACUCAUCCCCAGAUCAGAUAAAGCAUACGCUGAUGUGGAUUGCACCACAUCAAGUACAGCUCCUCCAACGAGUACAACAUCUUCAAUCGCUGGUGUUGCAGGUGUCGUCGCUACUCCAAACUGUACAGUAACCAAACUCUCAGAUGCUGUCAUCGGACUCGGAGUCCUCUGCGGCUUGUCAAUCAUCGGCUGCAUCAUUCUUAUAAUCCUCUUCAUCCGCCAAUCCAACUCAUCACGAAACCGCAGCACGAGCCGAAACAGAGACACCACACCAUCACACUCCCAUCCCAGUUCACCAAUCGGCCCUUGGUACCAAGAUCACUUUCGAGAUUUCGAUACACGUUCAAGAAGACGUAGAGUAUAUGACGGCUUAGGUAUUGGAGGAAGUCGGGACGGCAGACUCCCUCGUCGUCACUCGAUAUAUGAAAGUCCACAAGCGAGAGAUCCGCAGGCGAGAAGUCCUCUCGCACCACCUCCUAGAUACAUGGAACGAGCUCCUGAGAAUAUGCGACAAGCUCAAAAUGCAGGUGUAUUCCCUAGAUCGCCUCUGAGAAGGGGCAUGUUUGGUCGAUCGCCACUGGCUGCUGGAUAUCCUUUCCUGCGAAAUCCGAAUGUAAAUCCGAUGGCAUUCUCUCAAGGACAGGCAGGACUUGGAGAUAUGCAAAUGCCACAGAUGCCGCAUGCUGGACAAAUGCAUCCACAACAACCACCAAUGUAUCAGCAGCACGUACAUCAAUACCCCGAACAAGCUGGCAUGAUGCAUCCGGACCAUCAUCAUCAUCAUCACCCACCAGCGCCUAUGGCGGACAUGAGAGCAGCUCAAGAGCAAGAACGGCGAAGAGAAAGCAGGAGACAGGAGGAAGGAAAUGUUGGGAGGUCGAGAGAUCCUUCGAAUGCUGGUACUGCUGUUCGUGAUGGCAUUUUUGGGAGAAUGAGGGGCGAAGCAUUGGGAAGUAGACGGGCUUCCAGGAGUGAAACUGAGGGAUCAAGGGGGAGGAGAGGCGGACAGUCUGACGGUGGGCCACCUGGCCCAAUGUGAAAUCCCUUUUGAAAGAAAUCGUUAAAACUUCAGGGCUAAAGUGUUCUUUUUUGUUCGAUAGGUGGUAUUCAAUGUUGAGAUGAUCUAAAAGCAGACCACUUUCCGUCAGAGAGCGAGCUAUCAAUUAUAGACAGGUGGCAGUUAUCAAGUAGUGGGGUAGUUUUUGGGAAGUUGACGUGAAGUUUCAUGGCCUCAAAAUCACCGCG
Cadophora gregata is the source of this 1325-nucleotide messenger RNA. RefSeq lists its product as uncharacterized. The record is from RefSeq and is a predicted model, not a curated record. The transcript has a single exon. NCBI's taxonomy places the organism in Eukaryota, Fungi, Ascomycota, Leotiomycetes, Helotiales, Ploettnerulaceae. The coding region runs from base 1 to 1119 and encodes 372 amino acids.